This is a messenger RNA of Symsagittifera roscoffensis, 1231 nucleotides long. RefSeq names its product pre-mRNA-splicing factor ISY1 homolog. Gene Ontology annotation, biological process: generation of catalytic spliceosome for second transesterification step; mRNA 3'-splice site recognition. NCBI's taxonomy places the organism in Eukaryota, Metazoa, Xenacoelomorpha, Acoela, Convolutidae. The transcript has 3 exons. Gene Ontology annotation, cellular component: Prp19 complex; post-mRNA release spliceosomal complex; post-spliceosomal complex. The coding region runs from base 34 to 882 and encodes 282 amino acids. The record is from RefSeq and is a predicted model, not a curated record.
AAACUUAUUAUAUAGUGUGUUUGAUUUUUCAUCAUGGCUCGCAACUCAGAAAAGGCCAUGACGAAACUGGCUCGUUUUUACACAAUGAAGCUUAACGAAGGCAAAGUUACUGAAAAGCGACCAUAUAUGGCGUCUGAAUGCGACGAUUUGAAGAAAGCUGAAUACUGGAGGCGCGAAAUAAUCGGAGAAAUAUCCAAGAAAAUCUCUCAAAUUCAGAAUCCGGGGUUAGGAGAAUUCAGAAUACGAGAUUUGAACGAUGAAAUCAAUAAAUCACUGAGGAUUAAGUAUCAUUGGGAAAACAGAAUAAUAGAGCUUGGAGGUCCAAAUUAUAAAAGGUAUGGACCAAAAAUGAUAAACGCGGAGGGAUUGGCAGUUCCUGGUGGCGACGGAUACAAAUAUUUUGGAGCGGCGAAAGACCUUCCAGGUGUGAGAGAGUUGUUUGAAAAUGAGCCGCCUGCUCCUCCAAGGAAAACGCGUGCAGAGUUAAUGAAGAAAGUGGAUGCUGAUUACUAUGGGUACAGGGACGAUGAUGACGGUGUUUUGCUAGCUCUAGAAAAGGAAGCUGAAAAGGAAAUGAUAAAACAGUCAGUAGAAGACUUUAAAAAUGGGCUGGCGACUCAAACCACAGAGGAUAUUGAAUCGGCGAUCGCUUUUGACGAUGGAACCGGGAACACAGUCGAGGACAUUCCAAUUGACCAACAAGUACCCCUUGAUGAACCACUUCAAAACUUUGUAUCGUACGUUCCAGACAUUCCUAGCCAGCAAGAAGUGGAACAGAAGUUAUUACAGGCGAAGAAGAUGGAACUUCUUAAACAGUAUGCUAGCGACCAGAUGAUUCAGCAGGCAGAAGAAAGCAGAAGAAUUUUGGGAUACUCGGAGUGAAAAAAAAACAGCUUCUGGAUUCUCUCAUAAGUAUCAAGUUCGAGGUAGUCUCUCCAAGUUAUGAACUCUCGCCAUGACCGAAAAGCAUAUAACGGAGUGUGUUGUCAGUUAAUUCAACUUAAAAACUAUUUAUGCGAAAGUUAAGCCGUUACUGAGCUUCAAAUGCUGUGUUGUUCCUGAAUUUAUGUACUACUUGAAUAAGUUCACAAAGACAUCUCCAUUCGGAUCACCCUUUUUGAUUGAAAUAGCGUCGAGGUUAAAUUACUGCUUUGAAGAUACUUUCAUUGCAUAUAAUUUUGCCGUAAAACGUUUUUGUUUUAUUAAGAGUCCACAUAUUACUAAAUAGAAU